GUGCUUUUGAUUUUAGUAAAAUUGUAGAAGAUGACAUGUUUUAGAGAUAAAGAAAAACCAGAAGAAGUUAGACAGACGAAUAUUGAGGCAGCUAAAGCUGUUGCUGAUGCUGUCAGAACUUCAUUGGGACCUCGAGGUUUGGAUAAAAUGAUCACCGCGCCUGACGGCAACGUGACCAUAUCUAACGAUGGAGCUACUAUCCUAGACAAAAUGUCAGUCCUUCAUCCAGCUGCUAAAAUGCUCGUCGAGCUGUCGCACGCUCAGGACGUCGAGGCGGGUGACGGCACCACCUCCGUCGUUGUUUUAGCAGGAAGUUUACUUUCUGCCGCUCAACGCCUUCUUCGUUUAGGAAUCCACUCGACUAUUAUCUCUGAGUCCUUUCAAAAUGCAGCUGCUGCUGCUGUUAACGUGCUGAAGAACAUGUCUAUCAACGUUGAUUUGAACGACCGAGCAACUUUGAUAAAAAGUGCGAUAACCUCCUUAAGCUCUAAGGUUGUGGCGCAGUAUUCCAAUCUUUUUGCACCGAUCGCGGUUGAGGCAGUCUUAAGGGCCAAGUCAUCUCUUAAUGUGGACUUAAAAAAUAUUAGAAUUGUUAAAAAAGUUGGCGGAACCGUUGAGGAUACUGAGCUUGUUAAUGGUCUCGUGUUGAACCAAGGCGUACGCCAUUUAGGCUCGAUUCCGACCAAAGUGGAAAAGGCAAAGGUCGGGCUCAUUCAGUUUUGUUUAUCGGCCCCUAAAACGGAUAUUGACAAUCAAGUUCUGGUCUCCGAUUACGCCGCUAUGGAUCGUGUGUUCCAAGAAGAGAGGUUGUACAUCCUCAACUUGUGCAAGCAAAUUAAAAAGUCAGGCUGCAAUGUUUUACUCGUUCAGAAGUCUAUUUUGAGAGACGCCGUGAAUGACUUGUCGCUGCAUAUACUUUCUAAGAUGAAGGUUAUGGUCAUCACGGAUAUUGAAAGAGAUGAAGUUGAAUUUAUAUGCAAAACACUCGGCUGCAAACCAGUUGCAAAUCCGUCUUCUUUUACUUCCGAUAAACUCGGUUCGGCGGAGCUUGUUGAAGAAAUUGCCGGGGGAUCCUUCACGAAGUUUUCUGAUGUCCCCAAUCCUGGAAAUACAUGCUCCAUUCUUAUGCGGGCCUCUAAUAAAUUAGUUCUCGAAGAGGCUGAGCGGAGUCUCCAUGAUGCCCUCUGCGUGAUUCGUUGCUUAGUAAAAGAAAACGCGCUAAUUGCUGGUGGCGGCGCCCCUGAAAUUCAGAUUUCGGUUGAGUUGCGCGAUAAGGCGCAGUCGAUGAUUGGCAUGGACGGGUACUGUUUUCAAGCAUUUGCAGAGGCGAUGGAGAUCAUCCCACUUACUUUGGCUGAGAAUGCAGGGCUCAAUCCCAUCUCUGUGGUAACUGAGCUGCGGAAUCGGCAUCACAAGGGAGAGAUUAACGCAGGCAUCAACGUGAAAAAGGGAACGGUGAAGAACAUAACUGAGGAUAACGUCUUGCAACCGCUGUUGGUAUCCACGUGCGCUGUUAACCUCGCCGCUGAGACCGUUUGCAGCAUCCUGAAGAUCGACGACGUGUUGUUCACCCGUUAACCACACUUUAGGGAAUGCUUGCAAUUCUUGAAAUAUUUCGCGUAACUAUUAAAAUAAAUUUUUUUUAUUUUUUU
This is a messenger RNA of Zophobas morio, 1652 nucleotides long. RefSeq names its product T-complex protein 1 subunit delta-like. Gene Ontology annotation, cellular component: chaperonin-containing T-complex. Gene Ontology annotation, molecular function: ATP hydrolysis activity; ATP binding; ATP-dependent protein folding chaperone. The transcript has 16 exons. NCBI's taxonomy places the organism in Eukaryota, Metazoa, Arthropoda, Insecta, Coleoptera, Tenebrionidae. The coding region runs from base 31 to 1578 and encodes 515 amino acids. Gene Ontology annotation, biological process: protein folding. The record is from RefSeq and is a predicted model, not a curated record.